Messenger RNA from Chenopodium quinoa (quinoa), 2200 nucleotides. Its product is annotated as adenylate isopentenyltransferase-like. The coding region runs from base 620 to 1642 and encodes 340 amino acids. Gene Ontology annotation, biological process: tRNA modification; cytokinin biosynthetic process. Gene Ontology annotation, cellular component: mitochondrion. Lineage: Eukaryota; Viridiplantae; Streptophyta; Magnoliopsida; Caryophyllales; Amaranthaceae. Gene Ontology annotation, molecular function: AMP dimethylallyltransferase activity; tRNA dimethylallyltransferase activity. The record is from RefSeq and is a predicted model, not a curated record. The transcript has a single exon.
UAUGUGCAUAAAAUUUUCAAUGUGCAUAUUUUUUUCAAUAAAAUGUGCAAUUUUUUUUUGAAAAGAUACAUUAAAUCUUCACAAUUUACAAAAGGGACGUCGUUCUCCAAAUCCAACCUCACCUCAGCCGGGAAUCCGGGAUAGUAUAAAAUCGAUUACAAAAAUAAGCUUUCUCGUACAAUAUAUAUAUGAUUCAACCCAAAACCAAAAAGACCAUCUUCCACAUUCCUAUACAACAUUCCAUCGUCCUCGUUCUAAGGUCACGCCUGACUUUCUCCCCAGACCACCAUCAUUAUUUUUUUACUCCUCCUGCCAUUUAAAUAUACACAGUCAUAAACUCAUAAUCAUCAACCUCUUCUUCUUCUAUUUAUAUAAGUACUCGAACUAUACUUUAUAUUAGUCAUACUGUUCUUCUUCAUUCCUGAAUCCUCAUUCUUUCUCGGCAUCCCUUAAAUUUCUCCUUUCUCUCUCCUCUCUCUCAUUUCUUCUGUGUGUUUCAUUUUCCAGCUAAUCCACCUAUAUUACCGUACUAAUUUCAAAUAAAAACAAACUCAACCCAUAAACAAACAAAAACAAAAUCCCCAUUUUUAUUUUUUUCUCUAACUUUCUCUCUCCUCCUAUGAGACUUCCCUUCCGAACAAUACUGUGCAAUCAUUACAAACGCACUUGUUCAUUCCUCUCCCUUUUCAACCCCAUUCUACUCAAACACCACCACCACCAACCACCUUUACCACCACCAACAACACUCCAAAUGAACACCUUCUCCUGCCUUAGACGCCGCCGAGUUAAGGAUAAAGACCAAAAACUCCUCGUCAUAAUGGGUCCCACUGGUUCAGGAAAAUCAGGCCUUUCAAUUAAACUCGGAACUUAUUUUCCUUCCGAAAUCAUCAACUCCGACAAAAUCCAACUUUACAAAGGCCUCGACAUUACUACCAACAAAAUCCCAUUAAUCGACCGACUCAACAUCCCUCAUCAUCUACUCGGUGAAAUCGACCCUAAAUUACAACCAGAGUUAACCCCAUUACAAUAUCGAGCUCGAGCAUCGUCUAUCAUUUCCAGCAUCACCUCUCGCCGAAAACUGCCGUUAUUAGUCGGCGGUUCAAACUCAUUAAUCCACGCUCUUUUAUCCGUAAACCCGGAUUCGGACCCGUUUUCCGGGUCAGACCCAGACCCGGUUAGCUCAGAGUUAAGAUACAAAUGCUGCUUUCUUUGGAUUGAUGUGUCAUUGCCAGUGUUAAACGAGUAUUUGAUAAAACGAGUUGAUGAUAUGCUUGACUCGGGGAUGGUGAACGAGUUAGCCGAUUUUUACGAGUCAGAAGUUGAUGAGUUGGCGCCUAAUAUAGGGCUAACGAAGGCAAUUGGUGUACCAGAAUUUGAACGGUACUUCAAGUGUGAUGAUCAGGUGCGGAGAGGUGUAUACGAUGAAGCAGUGAAGAAUAUCAAGGACAACACGUGUCAGCUUGCCAAAAUACAGAUGGAGAAAAUCCAACGGCUGCGAAAUUCCUGGUGGGGUCUACAUAGAAUCGACGGUACUGAUACGUUUAGAGCGGUUUUGGAUGGGAGUAAGAAUUGGAGUGAUAUAUGGGAGAAACAAGUGGUAUAUCCAAGCAUUAAAAUCGUGAAGAACUUCUUAGAGGAGUGAGUAGGUUUAUAUUUUACAGCUUUUUUUUCCUCUGUUUUUUUUUUUUAUUAUUUUUUUUUUUUUUUGAAGUUAUUUUUUUUCCCUGAAUAUUAACUACUACCAUGUAUAUAUGGUGGGUGAAACGUGAAAGGAUUUUUUUUAGGGAGGCUAGAAUAAUUUCAAAAAAUUUUGACCUUGGUUUUUCAUAAAUUCAAAACACAGGAAAAAAAAGAGAUGAAAUUUUGAAAUGUAUGAUGGUUUCCUUAGUUUCUCUGUAAUGUACUUGGCGCGGAUUGGUUGCGUUAACUGUUGUUAUGGUGGUGUGUCGUGAAUUGAGAUUAAAUCUUGUCUACAUUUGUUUGUGGGUACCUACAAAAAUUAUAAGACAAUCUUUUACUUGGUGGACAUUUUUUGGUUUUUAUUUUUAAACUUUACUGUUUGAUUUGUUAAUAUGCCACCAUGUAAAUGAUGAUCUAAACCUUUGUAUCUUUGCCUUUACCUUCAUUUGAGUUUUGACAGCAAUUUGUACAUUGUGAGACGAUUAACCAACAGUUUUUUUAACAUCUUCUAGUUACAUGA